AUGUGGGGGAAAAUGGGCUUCCAUCGAUCGCGAAAGCCGGUCAUUGGGAAUCCCACCUUGAUCGACAAGACUCUGAACGAUAGUGUCUAUCAGUCCUGGUCUCGCGCUCCAGGCACUCAGGGCAGUGACACUCGCUCCCUGACUCCUCCUAGGCAAGUAAAAGUGGUCGACAACCAAGCGGACUCGCUGUUUCCUGCGCAGCACCCAUACUCAAGUCGCAGGGUCGCGUCUUCAUCCAACGCCCCCAGCGUCGCCCCCAGCAUUGCAUCAGACGAUCUCUUUGACCACCGCUCAGUCAGCUUAACAGAUCUGCCGCUAGAGACCGGUCUGUAUGAUAACAAUGACAGUCGGCCUGAAAGCGUGGAAAUCUCCCCUCCCGACUCACCCUUUUCCCUAAGUCGCCCACCGCUUAGUCGCGGCAGCUCCCGCGUCUCUCCCAUAGAGGACGAAUCCAGGCAGGAUCCUGGUAGCGACCCCAUGGGGAAGAAAGAGAAUUCUAGGUUUACCAGUCAUUUGCCAGUGCGCAAGAUUGGUGCCCACCCAGCCUAUUAUUAUCCCGCGGCAAACCCGUCCUUUAAAGACCACGCGACUAGGCGGGACAACUUUUCGAGGGGCUCGACGUCCAGCAACUCCGGCGGGUUCGGACAGCGGACCUCGGGCAAUGUUUCAUUACGCACGGACAUUUCAGCGACUCCUCCGUCAUCCCAGGGGUCUAUCCUUCGUGAAUGGGGCAAGGAAAGUGCCCGAAAGCCCCCGUCAGAGCCACGCAUCCGCGAGCCUUGGAAGGGACCGAGUGGACGAUCGCCGAUAGUGAAUCCUAUUCAGGAACGACCCAGAGCGAACACUAUCCGCACCUACGAUCAAAUGAAAGCGCGCAAUGGCUCAGCCUCUAACUUAGCGGCUUGCGGUAUUGUCCCUACUGUGGUAACGACAAUCACAGCCGGGGAUAAUCGGCCACCCGACAGACACCAUAUCACUACCAGGAACAAUCCCCGUACCAGGACACCCGAGGCAAUCACUCCGACUGUCCGUAGCAGCAACCGCCCACCACCUCGGGUCGAGCUUCCAGAACCAGAACCGGACUGGGAAUCCUCGUUGAUGGAUCUCAAGUUGACAACCCACGACCUGGCUGAUGAGCCCACAAGCCGCUUCAGCGCAACCACUUACGAACCUACAGAAACAGGCAGCUCAAUAGGGAGCAAGCGCAAUAGCAUCGAUACUAUCACUGACACUGCUUCUGUGUCCACGGAAUAUCAGCCUUCCAUCAUGUCCCGAAGCCGACCGGUACCGAGCACAGUUGCUCCUGGGAAGAAGCCUACAAGAAAGCCCACGCCUUCCCAAGCUGCCGUGGAGGCGGAAGCGGUCAAAGAUGCCCCUGCCAUCACUCCACAGCAACAGACCCAGAACCGAAUAGAUGCGCUAGAAGCCCGCAAAGAAACCCUUGCACGCCGCAAGGCAAAUAUUAACACGAUCAUCUACGAGUUGACGCAAGCGAUUCAGCCGAGCUCCGUCGCCUACGACAUGGCUGCCAGGGAUGAGGUGAAGAAAACGGUCGCCAGUCUCGAGAACGAACUCGCGGAGAUCAAACGGGAAGAACAUGAGAUUGGUGUGAAACUACUGAAAGCCUGGAAAAAGCGUGAUGAGCUCGAUGGCUGUAGCGGAGGCUCCGGUCUCUGGGUCAGUCGCGUGACCAGUUGA
Molecule: messenger RNA, 1698 nt
Organism: Aspergillus homomorphus CBS 101889
Lineage: Eukaryota; Fungi; Ascomycota; Eurotiomycetes; Eurotiales; Aspergillaceae
Exons: 2
Coding region: 1-1698 (565 amino acids)
Source: RefSeq, a predicted model, not a curated record